This is a messenger RNA of Penicillium samsonianum, 1824 nucleotides long. RefSeq names its product Carboxylesterase type B. The record is from RefSeq and is a predicted model, not a curated record. Bases 1 to 1824 code for a protein of 607 amino acids. Lineage: Eukaryota; Fungi; Ascomycota; Eurotiomycetes; Eurotiales; Aspergillaceae. The transcript has 5 exons.
AUGUUGCAGUUCUCAGAGUACCCCGCAGAGUCUGUGCUCGCCAACCAUUCCCUCGAGCUAGGAGCGGAGCUCAACUCUGGAUUUAGUGUAGCGUUGACGGAUUGGAAUACGGAUUCCGGGGAAAUCCGUUCUCUUAUUGGUGUGUUAAUGCCGAGCCCCAAAGCGAUGUCUCGCUUUGACAUCAUCGCGCAUUUUGGUCGUAAAAUGGAACUGACCGCUGAUCAGAUUUCCACAUGGCUAGCGUGCCUGGCCUCCAAAUUACCUGUGGUUGAUCUGGGAUAUGAGCGACACCAAGCAAUUUCAUUCAAUAGCUCCCAUGGCCUCUAUAAUUUCAGCAAUAUCCGCUAUGCGGCACCUCCAGUUGGCGACCUGCGAUUCCAGGCACCUAUACUUCCAAAACAAAACAGAGAACACAUCCAGAAUGGCUCCGUGGGAAAGAUAUGCCCACAGGCAGCCCCAUUGUGGUCGACAAAUGUCCAACAAGUCUUCCUUUUGAGCUACUUCUAUAACCAGUCCUUCUCCCUAUCCACCAACAUCUCUUCCUAUGGGUACAAGCCGGCGGAGCAAGACCCACGCACCACUGAGGACUGUCUAUUCCUUGACGUCGUUGUCCCUAAAAAGAUAUUCGAUCGCACAAAAGAUAAAGUUGCAGCUUCUCGAAAGAACUUGGCGCCGGUGCUGGUGUGGAUCUAUGGCGGAGGGCUGGAAAAUAAUGAUGGGAUUGUCUACGUUGCCUUGAAUUAUCGAUUGGGUGCAUUUGGCUGGCUUGGUGGUGACAGUAUCACAGCCAAUGGCACCGCCAACGCAGCACUCCAUGAUCAACGGUUUGCUCUUGACUGGGUAUAUAAGAACAUUCACCUUUUCGGUGGAGAUGCAACCCGAGUUACAGUUAUGGGAGAGUCUGCUGGAGCCGGAUCAAUCCUUCAUCAGAUCACCGCUUAUGGAGGCACACGGGGCGCUGUACCCUUCAAACAAGCGAUCUUGCAGAGCCCAGGCUGGGUCCCAGUCAUUGGAGAAGAGCAACAAGAAGACACGCUGCAGCAGUUUUUAGGGAUUCUCAACGUCAGCACGAUUGAACAAGCCCGGAAAUUGUCAUCGGACAAAUUGAUCGCUGCCAAUGCGUACCAGGUCGCGACCAAAUCUCAGUGGGGACAGUUCACCUACGGUCCCGUUGUGGACGGCAGCUUUGUGCCUGCUCUGCCGGGGCAGCUUUUGCUUCGAGGCGAUUUCGAUCACAACCUGAACGUCAUGGUCGGCCAUAACGCGAACGAAGGGUUGAUCUUCACUUCGCCGGACAGCGUCAAUAGCACCGGUCUGGCAAUUCAAAUGAAGAGCUUGUCACCGAAUACUCCAGCAAAUGUGUCCGACUUUGUCUUGGAUGUCCUCUAUCCACCGGUCUACAACGGCUCCUAUGGAUACACCGACUCGGUCGCGCGUACCGCGCUCGCCAUCUCCGAUCUUAUCUUCCAGUGCAAUACCGAUUAUAUUAACCGUGCUUUCUACAAUGAGACCUAUGCGUAUGAGUUCAGCAUUCCGCCCGCGCUACAUGGCCAGGAUGUCUCGUACACCUUCUACAACAAUGGGAGUAGCACUUCGCUCUCAGGGGUCGCUAAUGUGACAGUGGCGUUGGCUAUGCAGGACUACUUUACUAGCUUUGUCCAGCAUGGCACGCCAAAAUCUCAUCUGGCACCGGUCUUCAGACAACAUGGCCAGCAUGCUCAGCUUAUGAACAUUGGCAAUAAUACCAUCCAGCCGACCCGGGACCUGACCAAUAACGCACGCUGUCGGUACUGGCAAACUGCGCCCUAUUAUAAGCCAAGCUGA